Cucurbitaria berberidis CBS 394.84 is the source of this 327-nucleotide messenger RNA. RefSeq lists its product as uncharacterized. The transcript has a single exon. NCBI's taxonomy places the organism in Eukaryota, Fungi, Ascomycota, Dothideomycetes, Pleosporales, Cucurbitariaceae. The record is from RefSeq and is a predicted model, not a curated record. The annotation marks the transcript as partial.
GUAGCUAUUCUUGUCCGGAUAUUGAUUGGUAAGGUCGCCGAUGGAGCCCGACUCGGGGAGGCUUUUGCCAGAGCUCCCAUACGUGCAGGGCAUGCCGGAUUUGAGGGUUGGAAUUGCGUUUCCUGGGCCCAAGAAGCCCUCAGUUGGGCUGCUCAUGACGGCAAGGCGUUGGGGACCUGUCAUACUGACUGGACAUUUGUAAAGGAUACUGCCAUGUGGUACGUUGCCAAGAAGACCGCUGAACAUCGCUUUGACGGACAAGGGCAGUUUGAUCAGGGCAAGGUACCAACUUGGGACGCAAUAGAGAGGAAAGAACUGGUUGCUUGA